AUGGUCUGCCUGUGGCGUCUUGAGGAAUUGAAAAGGCUACACAGAUCCCGGCCGGCAACCAACCUGGAUGUGGGUCACUAUGGGGUGAAUGAACAUGGCAUUUUGCGCAGCAGCAGCAGCUUGCAUAGUGAUGUCCACUGCUUUCAGCCUCGCAAGCAAGCAGGCAAUGUUAGCGCCAACCCACCUCUAGUUCUUUCUCGUCAAUCAAUAUCUCGUGCCUUUGGAACCGCCACUUUACAUACUGGGUGGGCUUACCAUGUUUUUGUCCAGAAGUUUAACUUUACGGAAACCUUCAUGCAGCAAGCAAGCAAGCAUGCAGGAUACGUACCGUAUAUUGAUAUUGAUAGAGACGUUUUGAGCAUAUUUAGCAGGCUCAUAAGAUGA
Molecule: messenger RNA, 384 nt
Organism: Morchella sextelata
Lineage: Eukaryota; Fungi; Ascomycota; Pezizomycetes; Pezizales; Morchellaceae
Exons: 8
Coding region: 1-384 (127 amino acids)
Source: RefSeq, a predicted model, not a curated record